Molecule: messenger RNA, 2562 nt
Organism: Lepisosteus oculatus (spotted gar)
Lineage: Eukaryota; Metazoa; Chordata; Actinopteri; Semionotiformes; Lepisosteidae
Gene: phkg1b
Product: phosphorylase kinase, gamma 1b (muscle)
Biological process (GO): protein phosphorylation; glycogen biosynthetic process
Cellular component (GO): phosphorylase kinase complex
Molecular function (GO): ATP binding; calmodulin binding; phosphorylase kinase activity
Source: RefSeq, a predicted model, not a curated record
CGCCCUUCUCAGAAGCCUGCAGUGCAUCAGGUCUCAGUUUAUAGCUUCUCGUGUAAGCACCUUAACUAUCGGGCUUCGUUUUUUUAAUUGUUAACUCAUGUCAAACUUAUAAUUUUAUUUUAAAAAUGAAGGGCAAUGUUGGAUGUCAGACCUAACCUUGAGCAGUUAUGGUAAAGAUCAACGGCUGACAAGGCUUUCUUAGUAUUGCUUCUCGGAGACGUCCAUUGACCUUGGAUAUUAUAUAGCUCAAAAUGACGAGAGAGGAGGACAUCCCGGAUUGGGUGGGAGCCAAUGUGUUUUAUGAUAAAUAUGAACCGAAGGAGAUUCUCGGAAGAGGGGUCAGUAGUGUCGUCCGUCGCUGCAUAGACAAAAAGAGCCACCAAGACUACGCAGUGAAGAUCAUAGACAUAGCCUCCGAGAGGAUGGCACCCCAGGAGGCCGAGGAAAUUCGGGUUUCCACAGCCAAAGAGAUUGAGAUUCUUAAAAAGGUCUAUGGCCAGCCAUACAUAAUUCAACUUAAAGAUUGUUUUGAGUCCCAGGCCUUCUUUUUUCUGGUGUUUGACUUGAUGAAAAAAGGAGAACUUUUUGAUUACCUCACAGAAAAAGUAACUUUAAGUGAAAAGGAAACCAGGAAAAUCAUGCGCUCCUUGCUGGAAGUUGUCCAAUUCCUGCAUUCCCAAAACAUCAUCCACAGGGAUUUGAAGCCUGAAAACAUCCUCUUAGAUGAUGACAUGAACAUCAAGCUGACAGACUUUGGGUUCUCCUGUCAGAUUCUACCUGGGCAAAAGCUCACAGAAAUCUGUGGAACACCUGGUUACCUGGCUCCAGAAAUUAUUCAGUGCUCGGUGGAUGAAACCUUUCCAGGAUAUGGGAAAGAGGCUGACCUCUGGAGCUGUGGGGUGAUCAUGUACACCCUGCUGGCAGGAUCUCCUCCGUUUUGGCACAGGAAACAGAUGCUGAUGCUGCGGAUGAUCCUGAGUGGCAACUAUGAGUUCACAUCCCCUGAAUGGGACGACCGGUCGGACACCGUUAAAGAUCUGAUCUCCCGGCUGCUGGUAGUUGAUCCAGGCAAAAGGUACACUGCUACAGAAGCCCUGGCUCACCCCUUCUUCCAGCAAUACAUUGUACAGGAAGUGCGCUACUUCAGUCCUUACAGGAAGUUCAAGGUCAUCUGUACCACGGUACUAGCAUCUGUUCGGAUUUACUACCACUACCGACGUGUGAAGCCCGUGACCAAGGAGGUGGUCAUAAGAGACCCCUAUGCACUAAAGCCAUUUCGCAAGCUGAUAGAUGCCUGUGCCUUCAAGAUCUAUGGACACUGGGUGAAGAAAGGACAGGCCCAGAACAGAGCGGCCUUAUUUGAAAACACUCCCAAGGCUGUGCUUUUAUCAUUGGCAGCUGAUGCAGAAGAAAUACUUGCUUUUUAGUUAUCGAAGGCCCACUGGCCAACUUGUAUUGUGGCAGUGCAUCCUCUUGGGUCUUAAUUGAAAACAGAGGUGCAAAUCCCUUUCAGUGCAUAAGAUGCUGCAGGUGGUAAAUGAAACUAUAUUAAGAAUAGUUACUAAUAAUAUAAAGUAUAGAUUUUAGUAUUUUUACCCUAAGAUUGCUGUGUCUCUGAUUUCUUUCACACUUCUUUAAAGGAAAGCAAUUGAAAGCAAGCAAAUCCUAAUUAACAUUUUAAAGUUCUUUUCCAUUACAAAUAUAUUUUUGUAUCUUUUAUGAAUGCGGCCUGAAGCUUGUAGUUUACAAAAGGCCUGCGCAUCUCUGUAAAUACGUCUUUGUCUGUGAGUAGAAUGAACGCAUGAUGAAAUUGCAGGUAUGUGUUUUGACUUGCUCACAGGCUUUCUUGACAAAAGUGCAAUUGACCUGCAUACUUGAAUUAGCAUGUACUAAAAUGUACAGUUAAUUGUGCACAUUGGCUUGUGUUUAGGCAAGAAAUGUAUAGACACAUAAGCCAAUGUCAGGAAAAAAUGUGGAUGGGAUUCAGGUUAAUUUGAAAGUUCAAAAAUGUAUAUCAUUUUACUCAUAGUACCUGUAUGUUAUAUAGUUUAUAUAUAACAUAUAUUUAUAUAUGUUAUAAAUACAUGAAAGAAAACGACAAAAAGGAUCAAAUGCAUGGUAUUAGCAUCAGCAAAUAUAUUUUGUUUACAAUACAGAAACUGAAUGGCACUCCUGACAGGGAAUAAUUGGGCAAUGUAAAUUAGUAAUCAAAAUAUGCCUGAUAUUUUUCCUCUGCAACUAAGUUGUAGAAAUAUUAAUUUACAGUAUACCAUGUAGAAGUUUGCAUUAGUGUAAUGGCGGUACACUUCCCACCUCACAGUAUGUUUUGUAAAUAGUUUCUACUAUAUAUUUAAUCUGCUAUAAUCCUUAUUGAAUUCUUAAACUUAAGUACCCAGUUAAGGUAUGGGUUAACAAGUCUGUAACCCUGAUUGCUCUAUACUAUAGUGAAGGAUAGUCUUUAUAGAUGAACACUGAGAAUAUUUAUUUUAUGUUUUGCACAAGCUGGUGGCCUUGGGUCUUAGAUGAUCCAGACAAAUGAAUGUGAUGUCCUGGUCAGUCAGU